Molecule: messenger RNA, 1685 nt
Organism: Paramisgurnus dabryanus
Lineage: Eukaryota; Metazoa; Chordata; Actinopteri; Cypriniformes; Cobitidae
Gene: tbp
Product: TATA box binding protein
Biological process (GO): DNA-templated transcription initiation
Molecular function (GO): DNA binding
Source: RefSeq, a predicted model, not a curated record
CCGGAAGCGCUUAUUAAAGAGGGCGGAAGUUGUUGUGAAGUCUCAUGUUUUGCGCGGCGCGCUCGUUGGGCUUCUGGAUGUGUUUCUAGAUCUAACUGAAAUAACUCUGGAUUCUGCAAGUUACAGGUCUUUUGAACACAUCGGCUAGACAUUGGAUUUGAGUCUUUCCCUGAAAUUACUGCUAAGUUGUUUUGCUUCAUAACCUGGCAAUAUGGAGCAGAACAACAGUAUACCCCCUUUCUCUCAAGGGCUGGCAUCUCCACAGGGAGCCAUGACGCCCAGCUUGCCUAUUUUCAGUCCUAUGAUGCCGUAUGGCACAGGGCUCACGCCGCAACCAGUGCAGAACACCAACAGCCUGUCGCUCCUGGAGGAGCAGCAGAGACAGCAGCAGCAACAACAGCAACAGGCAGCCUCACAACAGCAGGGUGGGAUGGUGGGAGGUUCAGGCCAGACACCUCAGCUCUAUCACUCACAGGCUGUCUCUACGACAACAGCACUACCAGGCAACACCCCACUCUAUAACACACCUCUCACCCCCAUGACCCCUAUUACUCCUGCAACACCGGCCUCGGAAAGUUCUGGCAUUGUUCCUCAGCUACAGAAUAUUGUGUCUACUGUAAACUUGGGGUGCAAACUUGAUUUAAAGACGAUAGCACUUCGAGCCAGAAACGCUGAAUAUAACCCAAAGCGUUUUGCUGCCGUCAUCAUGAGAAUACGAGAACCCAGAACAACAGCUCUUAUUUUCAGCUCAGGAAAGAUGGUGUGUACAGGAGCAAAAAGUGAGGAGCAGUCCCGCUUGGCCGCCAGAAAAUAUGCUAGGGUAGUGCAGAAGUUGGGUUUUCCUGCCAAAUUUUUAGACUUCAAAAUUCAGAACAUGGUUGGCAGCUGUGAUGUCAAGUUUCCCAUCCGAUUAGAAGGUCUGGUGCUUACACACCAGCAGUUUAGCAGCUAUGAGCCAGAGUUAUUUCCAGGAUUAAUCUACAGAAUGAUCAAACCAAGAAUUGUCCUUUUAAUAUUUGUUUCUGGUAAAGUUGUACUCACAGGUGCAAAGGUUAGAGGAGAAAUCUAUGAAGCAUUUGAAAACAUUUACCCAAUCUUAAAAGGAUUCAGAAAAACAACGUAAUCUCUGUGCAUUGCGCCAUAUUCUCAUGGCUGGCUUACACAGUUUCGUUUCAUUUUGUAAUUCUGUAAAUAUGAAGGACUCGUUUAGAAGGUAAACAGAUGAGGAUAAAUGCUUUUAUUUUACCUUUUAAAUAUUUUUCACCUGCUACUUGGUUUUCAAAAUACUGUUUUAUUCAUGUAUGAACGUUUUAAUGGUUUGCAUUUUGAUUUUAUGAUGUUAAAAUGUUCACAAAUUCAUAUUUUUGUACACAUUCCCUUUUAUGAGCAGGUUUUAUGUAUUUGUAUCACAGACCGUCAGUGUUGACUUCUCGCUUGAGGGGAAGUCGGUGGCAUGUAUGGCCUUUGGUUGUUAAGAUUUUAUUAACGUUGACAUUUCAAAUUACAGUUUUCAAUAGAAUGUGUAUCAAAUUUGGCAAAUGUAACAGUUUUAUUACCAUUUCAUUGUAUAUUAUACUGUAGGUCUUUUUCUUAGCCCCAUGUAAAGCACUGAUAGUAAAAUCCACCUUGCUGUAUCCGAUUCAAUGCGUUAUGUUGGAUACAAAUAAAUAUUCUCAAGUUUCUGC